Molecule: messenger RNA, 2211 nt
Organism: Suillus fuscotomentosus
Lineage: Eukaryota; Fungi; Basidiomycota; Agaricomycetes; Boletales; Suillaceae
Exons: 15
Coding region: 1-2211 (736 amino acids)
Source: RefSeq, a predicted model, not a curated record
AUGCAAGGGUUGUCGCCAUGUAGACGCCUAUCGAUCGACUUCGAUGCUGUUGUCUUACCUGACCCUGACACUCUUGAUCUCAAUCAUCCCAACGAGCUCCCUCAGGCUUACAAGCUUGAUGAUAUCAAAGUUGAAUACCAUCCACAUAGCAAACUUCCUUCCGUUGUACAUCACUUUGCAGAUUUUUCUCACAGCUGCUCUUCAGAGGGUCAGGUACCUUGUAACGACGCACCAUGGGAACCCUUCCAGACUGGCGCAGACAAAUUUACAUUGCAAAGUCACAAUGAGGUUCGCUCACUGUGGGAAAUAGCUUUGCAGCGGUAUACACCGUUUCAAAAGGAUGUAGUAUCUGUUGAGUACGACAAUGAGACACAUGAGUUUGACAUGCACUACCGCCCUCUCUGGGACUGGGUGCUUGAUUUAUUGCGAGACAGCCAACAGUUCGUCCGCUUCAUUGAUGAACCAUGGACUGCUGAUGCCUUCUGGAAUGCACAAUCUCAACUUCCGCCAGAUGCAAAGCCGCUCACAUUCAUUCUGUAUGCUGACAAAAAUAAACUGUCUACUUUUGGGACUGCAAAAGGAUAUCUGAUUGUUGCAUGCAUUGCAAACCUGCCUGUUCAUAUUCACAACGGAAAUAUGACCCUAGGAGGAGGUCGCAUUGUUGGUUGGUUGCCGAUUGUUGCUAAGAAUCAAAAACAUACAAGAAAGAAGAGCAUUAUAGACUUCAAAAACGCAGUGUGGCACAAAUCCUUCUACCAGCUUCUCAAGUCAAUCGAGCUGCACUCAAAAAAUGGCUACUGGUUUGAAUGCGGGGAUCAGACUCAGCACCGUCUCUGGCCUCUGAUAUUGAUUUUAAGCGGAGAUUAUGAAGAAAAGGCAAGUUUCCAUGCCCAGUCUAGCAAAAUGUAUGGAAAAGAGAAGGCAGAGGAUCUAAAGGCAUGCUCACUCCAAAAUGUUGAGAAUGUAUUUUCGAAAUUUUUUCUUACUGAUGAUCAUCUAUGGAAGGAGCUUCUAUUCUGGAUCUCUGAUCUUGGACAGGAAGCUGCUACCAAACUCGAUGCAAACUUUGAUGCUAUUCCACGAUGGCCCAACUUGACACACUUUAAGGCUGUGAUGUUGGUCAAUUUCAACGAUGGUUCAUUUCACGAGGAUAUUUCAAAGCUUGUUCUCUUUACAGUGCAGGAUGUCCUACUCAAAUCAAAGUCUAAGAUAGGAUACCUCCUUCUACGCUGCAUCCACUAUUAUCUCGAGCUCAACAUCUAUGCUUCAUUCAAAGUUCACACCAAGGAGACUAUUGUGGCUGGAAGGGCGACCUUGGUUAAGUUCUCAGAAUUGAUGGAUAUAAGUUUUUCAGAUGAAUAUAUUACUCAGUCACAGCCUGAAAUGAAUAAAAAUUGGAACUUUCCGAAAAAGCACAUGAUCACCCACAUAUUCAACGAUAUUUUGGCCAAAGGUGCGACACACAACUACAACACCAAGCUGAAUGAGAAGAUGCAUGGCGCUUUACGGAAAAUUUACCUUCAAUGGACAAACUUUAAGGACAUUGCUCCUCAGAUCUUGAACUAUGAUCAUUGGCUUUUAACAUUGGCAUGUAUGCGUACCGAGCUCGAUGAGCUUGACGACUAUGUUCGAAAGGCUACCAAUGACCCAGAGACAAAUGAACCUCUGGAUAUCGAAUUAGCAGCAGACCCUGUCAUCCAUGCACACUUAGGUUCGAAGCAAGGCCAACACUCUUUUUCAGACAUUGCAUGCGCACAUGAAACUGACCGGGCCUUCAACGACUUUCAGACAAAGCUAAAUGGCUUUUUGAAUGUGUUCUUACCGCAGAAUGACAUUCCCUUACCAGAUGGAAGGGCCCUUUGUCCCGGAGCCGAGGAUGAGAUUACAGAGUUCCGCUUCCUGUGGGUGAAUUAUGAGUCCAUGGUUGAUUGGCGCAUGCACCAAGACUUACUUCGGUGCAGCCCAAAAUUUUAUGAAUCACCGAGGUUUGAUUGCGUCAUUGUCAAAACUACUGGCAAACCGUUCAUCGCUCGGCUUGUAUACUUGUUUGGCUGCUCAAUUGGUAAUACUCAUUUCCCUCUGGCCCUUAUACAUCCUUAUGAUGCUGGUAUCGGUAUUCAUCGAAGGUGGGAUGUUGAUCUGGGAUUGUGGCGUGUACGUGCAAAACCUUGGUCAUCAUCUGAGAUCAUUUCGGUCUGGUUGAUUAUCUGA